GUGCAUAAUAUAAACCGAUUUCACGUCCAUAACUAAUUAGAUGAACAAUGUCAGUCAAUCUGUUCUUCCUCGUCACAGUAAUUUCUUAUCAAACUGUGUAUCCAGUUGUGAGCAUUCCUACAACAACUGAGAUGAACAGCAAUACCACUGCAUCGAAUAAAUCAUCAAGUCUACUGAAUUGGAGAAAUACAAUCUCACAAUGUGUUCGAUUGUAUAUGGAACCAAAUCAACUUGGUGAUUGGUUUGAUAUAUGUGAUAGUAAUGAGCUGCUCUCAUCAACAUUUGUUUGGAGAACCAAAUCGAUUUGUACAAGUGGAAAUACGAAUCCAUUCAGAAAAACAUAUUGGUUAAUAUAUGAGUAGGUUUGUCCAAUUUGAUAUGAUCCGUUGUGAGGUUUAUGUUGUUAAUGUGGAUCUACGAAGCUUUGUCCACUUAUCCGUUAAUUCUAUUCUCAUGAAGUUAUGUCACGGAAUUCCUUGAAAACCACUAGAAUUUAAUAGUUAUGCUUAUAGUUUGUAAUUCAUGAUACAAUCACAACCAACUGUCAUGAUGAUUUCCGGUUCUCUAUGUGGUACAUCUUGUAUUAGUAUAAAGACAACAUACUGUUUGGUGAAUUUCCGUAAACUAACAAAAUUGAAGAUCACCAUUCAUUUUGUUGUGUAGAAUUAAGAAUUAGAAUUAGUUGACUGGAGACACGAAAAUAAUUUCAUUCAGUGAUGAUGAAGCGUUGUAGACCAGUCUGUGUGUGUGUGUAUGUGUGUGGUGAUGCAUUUCGUCUUUCCAAUCAAUGUUAUCAGUUGAUUCACGAAAUUCAGUUGGUCGACUUGCUUUAGAUAUUCCGAUUAAAUGACGAAUGGAAAGAGUGUUUGCUUCGUUUUGAAUAUCUUCGGAUAAUAGGUAGGUAAUUUGCCUAAUUAUCUGAUGCUUCCAUUGUCUCCUACCAACGAUCGUCAAAUAUGAAAAUAUGAAUAUAAAAUGAGAUAAGAUCAGUGAGAAUAUCAGUUAAUUUUAUACACCUUCGCUGUCCUCGUUGGUAAUGUAAACACAUAUGGUUUUCAGCAGAACAAGUUAUGUGUUUAUCUGUGAUCAAAUGAUGACUCGCAAAUUGUGGUUCAGUUGAUCUACACUUAAGCAGCAUCCGUUGAAUGAAUAAAUAAUGUGUAGAGUAGUUCUAGAGCAAAUACAUUCCACAGAACUGUGAUACUUUCAGAUCUAUAAAUAAAUUGAAUUAAUUAUCAUCAUGAUUAAUUUAUGAUUUUCAUAUCUACUUUUGCACGAUUUUAUCCAUCUUUGUUUAGACGAUCUCAUUUCGCAGGACCUUACAUACUACUCAGUGCCAGUAAAUGUAUUGACGAUAUAAAUCAGUAUAAACUUUCGGCAACUAUGUCAAUACUGAUCUGUGUAGAGAAACUAACGGCAAAAUGGGAUGUGUUUGUUUCUUGUCAAUAUCCAAAACGACCAUGGAGGGAAUUUUUCCCAGUAAACUGGCACUCUGAUUAUAAAGUCAUAUCUAAAUCUGGAACGCAAUCAGCUGAUGGAGCCGAAGUUUCCUCACUGGAAGAAAUAGAAAGUUUGUUGGAACUACAGAAGAACAGUGUCAACAAUAAAUAAUUACAAGUACAAUCUCUUCGUUUUAAUUCCGUUCGUCAAAUAUUGAGGUGAAUGCGGAUAUCAGUCUAGUAUGAGAGAGAGAGAGAGAGAGAGAGAGAGAGCUGAAAAUGAUGUUUGUAAUUGUUUUGAAUCAAUGGACGUAAUUAGUUUGAUCAGAAUCACGAUGAAUAUUGACUGAUAUUUAUGACGGAUAACAGUUCAAUAUCUAUUGUUUUGUGUCUUUAUACACCACUAGUUAUCACAUAAUUUAUUCGCAAAUGAAAUUACUACUUAUUCGCUCUUGUACUCUACUAAUCCAAUGACGUUCGUUCGGUCUGAUCAGCCUAGCGUCCUAUUAAUCCAUUGCUCGUCUAGCCCGUCCCUCUGAGUCUACAAUGCCAACAACAGCUUCCACUAUGCGAAUUAUUUAUUUCAGUCAUACUGGGUUCAUAUAUCAUUCAGACAGACCGCAAAGCACCAUAAGUAGGAAAUAACAUUUAUACACAAUAAAGCCAGAAAGUGACUGUGAACGUGGGAGACCGAAAUCAAUAAACUGAGUAUAACUUAUGAACAGAAAAUCAUGUUAUAAUAAUAAUAAUAAUAAUAAUAAUAAUAAUAAUAAUCUGUCGAUCAAAA
Schistosoma haematobium is the source of this 2226-nucleotide messenger RNA. RefSeq lists its product as uncharacterized. The transcript has a single exon. The record is from RefSeq and is a predicted model, not a curated record. The coding region runs from base 1252 to 1611 and encodes 119 amino acids. Lineage: Eukaryota; Metazoa; Platyhelminthes; Trematoda; Strigeidida; Schistosomatidae.